AUGCUGUCUGUUCACAUCUAUCUAUCUAUCUAUCUAUCAGUCUGUUUCUAUGUAUGUAUGUAUCUAUCUAUUUCAGUUUCUUCAUUAUCUAUCUAUCUAUCUAUCUAUCAAUUGAUCUAUCGCAGUCUAUUUAUAUCUAUUUAUUUAUCUAUCUCUGUUCACAUCUAUCUAUCUCAGUCUGGUCCUAACUAUCUAUCUAUCUAUCUAUCUCAAUCUAUUCAUAUCUAUUUAUCUAUCUCAGUUUAUUCACAUCUAUCUAUCUAUCUAUCUAUCUAUCUAUCUAUCUAUCUAUCUAUCUAUCUAUCUCAGUCUGUUCCUAUCUAUCUAUCUAUCUAUCUAUCUCAGUCUCUGUUCCUAUCUAUCUAUCUAUCUAUCUAUCUAUCUAUCUAUCUAUCUAUCUAUCACUUGUCUGAUCCCAUACAUCUUCUCUAUCUAUGUGCACUCAUCUUUGAUGUGCCGACUGCAUUUUUUUUCCCGUCUUGCAUGUAUUGGCACGCACUUGGGGUGGCGCACUCAGUCUUCCUCUCUUCGUCGGGACGUUUUCUCUCAUGUUUUGAUUUUGCAACUGAUUUCUUCAUAUUCCAAACAGAGAAAGCAACAGACGGUCCGUCCUAUCGGCGAAUAAACUCUAUCACCAUUGGUCCUGGGCCUUUGUCUUCUUUUAAUGAUCUUUUGCUUCUUGUUUCUUUUCUCUAUCUUCUUUUCUUUGCAUUUUCUUCCCUCCUUCUUUCUUUCUUUCUUUCUUUCUUUUUCUUUCUUUCUUUGCUGUUCUUUUUCUUGUAUUUUUUGGUUUUCAUUGGUUUCUUACACUAUUUUUUAUUUUUAUUAUUCGUUUUCUUGACUUCCUCGCAAUAUCUUCUUUCUUUCUUUCUUUCUUUCUUUCUUUCUUUCUUUCUUUCUUUGCUAUUUUAUAUUUUAAUUAAAGCUAUUUUUUGUUCCUUCUUUAAACUUCAUUUUAUCUUCUCUUUUUCUUUUUUACCUUCUCUUUUUGUUUAUCAGUUUCUUUCUUUUUUACCUUCUCUUUUUGUUUAUCAGUUUCUUUCUUUUUUACCUUCUCUUUUUGUUUAUCAGUUUCUUUCUUUCUUUCUUUCUUUCUUUCUUUCUUUCUUUCUUUCUUCAAUUCUUUUAAUUUUUCGAGGUUUAUUCCUUUUCUUUUAUUUUUGUUUUCAUUCGUUACCUUGGCUUCCUCCCAAGAUCUUAUGCCGUUCUUUCUUUCUUUUUUCUUUCUUUCUUUCUUUCUUUCUUUCUUUCUUUCUUUCUUUCUUUCUUUCUUUCUUUCUUUGCCGUUCGUUCUUUUUCUUGUAUUUUUUGGUUUUUAUUGGUUCGUUAUACUAUUUUUUAUUUUUAUCAUUCGUUUGCUUGACUUCCUCCCAAUAUCUUCUUUCUUUCUUUCUUUCUUUCUUUCUUUCUUUUUUCUUUCUUUCUUUCUUUCUUUCUUUCUUUCUUUCUUUCUUUCUUUCUUUUUUUCUUUUUUUCUUUCUUUCUUUCUUUCUUUCUUUCUUUACUGUCUAUUGCUGUGUUUUUCUAUCUCUCACACAUACGUUUUCUCGUUCUCUCAUUUCUACUGUUUUUAUUUUCUUUAUUUCUUUCGUUUUCCCUUUAUCACUUUUCUUCAUUCCUUCCUCUUUCUUUUACUUACUUCUUAUAUUUUUCUGUCAUUUUCUCCUUCCAGUCUUUUCUUCUCCUUUUUCACUUUUCUUUUAUUCAUUCUUUUUCUAUUACAUUUCUCUUUUAUAUAUUUUAUUUCUUUUGUCAUCUCCAUCAUUAUAUUCUUUCUUUUUAGCUCUUUCACUUUUUCCUUUUUUCCCUUUUGCUUUUGUCAUUUUUCUCUUCGUUUCUUUCUUUCUUUCUUUCUUUCUUUCUUUCUUUCUUUCUUUCUUUCUUUCUUAUUUACAUCCCUAA
Molecule: messenger RNA, 1902 nt
Organism: Acanthosepion pharaonis
Lineage: Eukaryota; Metazoa; Mollusca; Cephalopoda; Sepiida; Sepiidae
Source: the annotation of a GenBank genome assembly